Molecule: messenger RNA, 177 nt
Organism: Arabidopsis lyrata subsp. lyrata
Lineage: Eukaryota; Viridiplantae; Streptophyta; Magnoliopsida; Brassicales; Brassicaceae
Source: RefSeq, a predicted model, not a curated record
AUGAGAAUUGAAUUCACUUCCAAUGCGCUACCUAUGAAUGAGAUCUGUCGGUAGUUCUUCCAAGCUCAUUGGAACUACAGAGACUGUGUCAUUGACGUGGCACCAACUAUCUUUAAAUUGAUUGAUAUUUUUCUGCUAAUUUUGUAAUUUCGUAUAAUACAGACUUAAUAUUGCUGC